UGUAACGUUACACUCGGGCGAGAUCUGCUCGCUGCUAGCUGUUUUACUCGACAGUAGCUACAGCGAAGAAGCGCAGAACUAAAGGUGUACCCAAACAACAUAAGAUAGGGCAGCGAAGCAGGGGUAAAAAGGAACGCGCUCACAAGAAAAUAUUUCAGAAUGCUCUUUAAUACUUGACGAAAUUUUUCGCCUGAUGUUUUCUUGGAAGAUUGCUGUACCUUUAAUGAAGUCAUGACCUCAAUGGAGAGCGACAAGUGCUGGCAAGAAUGUAUGGACGUUGCUGUUCAGAUAGCACGUAGGGCUGGACAGAUGGUCAGGGAUGCUGUUAAACAGGAAAAGCGUGUGAGCACCAAGAGCACACCAGCCGACUUGGUGACAGAGGCCGACAAUCAGGUAGAAGAACUGAUCAUCUCCACCCUCCGAGAGAGGUUCCCCUCACACAGAUUCAUUGGUGAGGAGUCUUCUGCUGCUGGAGAAAAAUGCAUUCUAACAGAAAGCCCCACCUGGAUAAUUGAUCCCAUUGAUGGAACGUGUAAUUUUGUCCACAGUUUUCCCAUGGUGGCUGUAAGCAUUGGAUUUUCUGUGAGAAAAGAGCUUGAAUUUGGAGUCAUUUACCAUUGCUUUGAAGAGACCUUAUACACUGCUAGGAAAGGCCAUGGGGCCUUUUGCAAUGGUCUCAGACUUCAGGUAUCAAAGGAAAAAGAUGUGUCCAAGGCCCUGAUUUUAACAGAAAUAGGAGCAAAGAGAGACCCCAAAACACUCAAGAUCUUUUCCGGGAACAUUGAGAAAUUUUUGAGUGCACCUACUCAUGGGGUGCGGAUAAUAGGCAGCUCCACACUGGCGCUGUGCUACAUAGCCACUGGAGCAGCUGAUGCCUAUUACCAGUACGGACUGCACUGCUGGGACAUUGCAGCAGCUGCGGUCAUCAUUCGGGAGGCUGGGGGAGUGGUGAUUGACACUUCAGGGGGACCCCUGGACCUCAUGUCCCGCCGGGUUGUCGCUGCGGGGACCCAGGAGAUUGCCAGUUUCAUCGUCCAACAGCUGGACCCAAUCAGCUACGAGCGAGAUGACCACUACAGUGUCGCUCCAUCUUUAUAAUAUGAGUGGUUCUCUGUCUCUCAUUCUCAGCCUCUUACCUCCAAUCAGAAAAGCCUGCCGCACCCGGAAUCAGUCCUGUGCACAGUAAAAUGUUCAGUGUUAAAUCAGCACUUACAGAGUGCAUAGGGUCCUGUUGGACUCAUUUGUACUGUUCGAGUUGAAGUAACACAUUUUACUGUGCGCCAUAAUAACCUGUGUCCUCAUGCACAAAUCUACUGCACUUCUGGAGAAUACUACAGCACCUAACUGUAUUUUGAGAAAAAUUAUACUUUCCUUCUCUGUGGAAAAAUCUUCAUAAAGUUCAUCAAGUUUUCAAUCCAUAUCAAUUUGCACACAGCAAUGUGUCUCACAAAAAUCUAUUAUAUAUUUCUGAAUGCUUCUCUUAUCGUGGGAAGUCUCCCACUAAGCUGAUUUCAAGCCAUACAACAUACAAUAGGAAACAUGGAGACAUUAUUAUGGGUGUUCCUUGGUUUAGAAAGGACUCUAUCUUCAUAGUCUAAAGUCCAGCACGCACAGUUACAGUUACAGUACAGUACGUUACAGUAGGGCAUGAUCAGAUGCACUUCUGCUAGUUACACAGCAGGUAGUCCAAGCACAAAGUAAGUUUGUGGGGCGGCCUGUAGCGUAGUGGUUAAGGUAAAUGACUGGGACACGCAAGGUCAGUGGUUCUAAUCCCGGUGUAGCCACAAUAAGAUCUGCACAGCCGUUGGGUCCUUGAGCAAGGCCCUUAACCCUGCAUUGCUCCAGGGGAGGAUUGUCUCCUGUUUUGUCGAAUCAACUGUACGUCGCUCUGGAUAAGAGCGUCUGCCAAAUGCCAAUAAUGUAAUGUAAUGUAAGCUGAAGGGUUAAAAUGCGCUGGACUUAGUGGCUUCAUUAAUUCAUAGACUUGGGCUUAACAUGCGGUAAACCAAUUAGAAUGUAGUCUUCCAUUCCCUUUGAAGCCAACUGCGUUUGCCCCUUGUCAGACUGCUAUUAUAACGGCGGAUUUAGCAAGAUGUCAAACAGACACAUGUACCUCUAAGACAAAAGACCUGCUCAUGCAUGAGUCAACUAAAAUUGUCAGAAUUGUGUAAUCUGGUACAUUUUUGUUUUUGUUUUUUUUAAAUGGCUUAUUAGGACCUUUAGUCCUCUUGAGAAUCUUUCAUUCAGUUAUGGUGUAACUGGUGAAAUCAUCACGGUUUUAAUCUAAUCACUGUCAUUUAAAAGAAUAAUAAAAAAAUGUAAAUAACUAAGAAUAGAGUUUGAAAUGUGUUGAAAUUGUGAUAUUUGAAUGAAUCCUAUUUCUAAUCAUAUCCAAAUGAACAAAACAGGCAUGCACAGUGAAAAACAUUGCAAUGCAUUGAGAUGAUUUAAAUGCCCAAAUAAGUGCAAUAUUCACUGGAGAAAGCUUUGGAAUUUAUUCAGUCAAAUAAACCAUUCCAUCUGCUUA
Messenger RNA from Conger conger (European conger), 2527 nucleotides. It is a transcript of the gene impa2, whose product is annotated as inositol monophosphatase 2. The transcript is spliced from 8 exons. NCBI's taxonomy places the organism in Eukaryota, Metazoa, Chordata, Actinopteri, Anguilliformes, Congridae. Gene Ontology annotation, molecular function: inositol monophosphate 1-phosphatase activity. Gene Ontology annotation, biological process: signal transduction; phosphatidylinositol phosphate biosynthetic process; inositol metabolic process. The record is from RefSeq and is a predicted model, not a curated record. The coding region runs from base 232 to 1098 and encodes 288 amino acids.